AUGAGGACCCAGAAAUGCUCUAACCAGGACUACACAGGAGCAAACUGUCACCCACGCAAGCUUUACGGCAGGAAGAGACGUCUUAAACCCAACAGCAGCAAGAGGAAGAAAGGCAGUAACAGAACAGCUACGAACCCUGUACAGCACGACGAUCGUUCCUUACACAGAAAUGCAUACGACGUGUCAAAGCAGCAUCAAAAUAAAAUCCGACGGAAGAGCCACACGUCCCCUAAGGCCAAAAACCGACCUCUGGCUGCUAGCAACGACCCGGGACGUGCCUUUCGCCAGAAAGCUGAAGAUAUUGAACGUUCUCGAGGGAAAUGCGAAAUGCAUAAGGAAGUAGGUAACUGGAGCAAACGACAAUCACAAGGACGAGAAGAAGCUGACGAGACGGGAAGUUCCGUGGCAGCGCGCACUGCGAGAAGACCUGAAAGCAAGGCAGUCCCUCGAGCUUCGUACGAAAUAGAUGGCGAAAGAAUCGAGGAACGGCCGCAACCGAAAUUGGAAAGGAACAGCAGACGGCCCAUAGCCGGAUCGCGAGCCUAUGUAACCGAUGAGACUGAGGAAAUGCAUGCCAUACGAGGAGAGUCAGAUACCAGAAAAAAAAAUCGAGCUGAUAUGCCACAUCUUGCAAGUGCAAGAGCUCAUAUAAACGAUGCGGACACAAAUAUUAAUUCAAAGAGAAACACAGGUGGUGAACAAACGCGGUCAGACGAAAACGGUGCACAGGUACCUGGAUGCACAAGCGUACGGGGCAGCAAGGACAGGGAACGCCGGAAAGUGGAACACAGAGAGCAAUCAAAGGGGAAACCCAAGGAGAGAAAAGAAACCGACGUGGAGGAAGAUUCUUCGCCUGAGGCAGUUUUGCCUCACAGCCAAGCCACUCUGCAACGAGAAAGUGAGAUGGGCUCAGACGUGCUAUGCGAGAUGGGCGAUGUGGGUGAGCGUCAAAGCAGUGCCUGCCCAAGGUCUGUUCGCCGCUACAAUCCUUUCACAAUCAAGGUGUGCGUAUUCUUUUGCCGUAUCCUCAGAUAUGCCUGGAAAACUCAGAAGUGCUGA
This is a messenger RNA of Eimeria mitis, 1059 nucleotides long. RefSeq lists its product as uncharacterized. Lineage: Eukaryota; Apicomplexa; Conoidasida; Eucoccidiorida; Eimeriidae. The transcript has a single exon. The record is from RefSeq and is a predicted model, not a curated record. Bases 1 to 1059 code for a protein of 352 amino acids.